This is a messenger RNA of Medicago truncatula (barrel medic), 1560 nucleotides long. RefSeq names its product protein STRICTOSIDINE SYNTHASE-LIKE 3. NCBI's taxonomy places the organism in Eukaryota, Viridiplantae, Streptophyta, Magnoliopsida, Fabales, Fabaceae. Gene Ontology annotation, cellular component: endomembrane system. The transcript is spliced from 4 exons. Gene Ontology annotation, molecular function: hydrolase activity. The record is from RefSeq and is a predicted model, not a curated record. Bases 262 to 1452 code for a protein of 396 amino acids.
ACUGUUGACCAUAAAAUGGACAGAAAGUUACCUCAUUGUUUCACCAACUAACAUCUAGCAUGUUGAAUUCUAUAUUUUGAAAAUCUCCAAUAUGUAUCUAACAACCUUUACUCACAAAUCAAACACACACACUACAAGUGACUCACCUACCUACCUUUCAUAUUUGAGAUCAUGCAUUCAACAAACCUUUUUUCUCUAUGCUUAAUAUUGUAACAUCCAUGUGCCCUUCUACUAAAGAUUUGAGUUUUUACCUCUUUAGUUAUGCCAUACAUGACGCUAACUCGAGGACUCGCUAUUGUAAUUCUCUUGUUUGCUCUCUACUGUGGAUUAGACCCCUUCAAGCAAAGCCCUAUCCAAGGCUUCCCUGAUUUUGAGGUGCACAAAAUUAACUUGCCAUCAUGGUCUGAAGUUCCUCUGGAUCAUGACAAAGACAACUUGUUGCUGAAAUCGGAGCUCAUGUUUGUGAACCAAGUGCAGGGACCGGAGAGCAUUGCCUUCGAUUCUCAUGGUCGUGGCCCUUACACCGGUGUUGCUGAUGGAAGGAUUUUGUUUUGGAAUGGACUGUCUUGGAUUGAUUUUGCAUAUACCUCACCCAACAGGUCAGAACUAUGCAAUCUAAAGGCAUCUGCAACACCACUUAGUUAUGUUGAAACUGAGGACAUCUGUGGAAGGCCUUUGGGACUCAGAUUUGACAAGAAAACUGGUGAUUUAUACAUAGCAGAUGCAUAUUUCGGGCUUAUGAAGGUGGGGCCUCAAGGUGGUUUCGCAACAUCUCUUGCAACCGAAGCAGAAGGAGUACCAUUUAGAUUUACUAAUGAUGUAGACAUUGAUACAGAAGGGAACGUUUACUUCACCGAUAGCAGCACUAAAUAUCAGAGAAGGAAUUUCAUUCAGCUGAUACUUUCUGGUGACAAUAGUGGGAGGGUUUUGAAAUACAAUUCUGCCACCAAGGAAACCACCGUUCUUGUUAGAAACAUUCAAUUUCCAAAUGGGAUUUCCUUAAGCAAGGAUGGUUCCUUCUUUGUAUUUUCAGAAGGAGUAAUUGGAAGGUUAUGCAAGUAUUGGCUAAAAGGAGAUAAAGCUGGAACUUUAGAAAUCUUAGCAAUCCUACCUGGUUUUGCCGACAAUGUGAGAGUCAACGAAAAUGGUGACUUUUGGGUGGCUAUCCAUUGUAGAAGGUAUAUGUACAGUUACAUAAAUGCUCUCUACCCAAAGAUUAGAAAAGCCAUACUCAAGCUACCUAUCCCAACAAGGAUUCAAUACCUGCUACAUAUUGGAGGCAAAAUGCAUGCAGCCGUCGUUAAGUAUAGCCCUGACGGUAAACUUCUGCAAAUAUUGGAGGACAAUGAGGGAAAAGUUGUUAAAGCAGUGAGUGAAGUGGAGGAGAAGGAUGGUAAACUCUGGAUAGGAAGUGUUUUGAUGCCUUUCAUUGCAGUUUAUCAUUUGACAUGAAGCACAAAUAUCUGUACGUAGCAGAAACCAUAAGUUGAUUUUUUUACCACCUCCCUGUAAAGUAGAGACCAUGAAAGUAACAAAAUGAACUAUCAUUCCUUCAUCAAA